GUUUUGGUGUAGGGGCGAAAAACAAAUGUGCUCACUUGCAGACGAUGGGCGUCAAGGGCAGGGGCCAGAGGGGAUUCCUCCACCUUCCUCCCUCAUCCAUCACUUCUCCUUUCCAUCCCAUGUGAGAAAAAAUCGUCUCCUACUUCCACAGCCCUUUUCCUCCAAUCAGAUUGUAAGGUUUGGAGACACAUCAGCUGUUCAUUUCCUCCAUCUCACGCGCUUGGAUCAACUUGCAGGCUGCAGGGAAUCUAGGGCGUGUAGGUAGGCGGCAGAUCGAGGGUGAGGAACAGUUGAGAUUGAGAGAAGGUAAUAGGAUGGCUGGGGCUCUCUUUCAAGCUCCUCGAAUUUUGCCUAGAAAAGAAGGUUUUCGGGGACCAGAAGGGGGGAACGAAGAGGAGAAGAAGGCAAACGAAGAAAAAAAAAACAGAGAGCGUGGAAGAGUGAUUCAGUAAGUUCAGGGAGUACUGGAAUUUUCGGCUUUGAGGAAUCGAAGGCAAAAGGGAAGUUCGAAUUCUGUUUUGGAUCUGAACGUUACUGCCGACUAUAGGGAUUUUUAGCUUCAGUUCAUUUUAUGUAAAUAACAUAUUGAUAUUGGAUUAUAAAUCGAGUUUGUUGUU
Rubroshorea leprosula is the source of this 617-nucleotide messenger RNA. Lineage: Eukaryota; Viridiplantae; Streptophyta; Magnoliopsida; Malvales; Dipterocarpaceae. The record is from the annotation of a GenBank genome assembly.